AUGAAUGGCCACAUACCUUCUCAAGUGUCUCUCUCCUCACUCUUCUUCCUUCCCAAUGGAAACCCUUCUUUUUCGUUCCCACCUUUUCGUUGGAACCAAAUGGCAUUUGGGGUUCGUAAAGCCCCGCGCUUUGUGGUAAGGGCAGGCCCUAAGAAGAUAUUAUUCGGCAAGGAGUGCAGAGAGGCCAUGCAAACCGGGAUUGAUAAACUCGCCGAUGCUGUCUCUCUUACCGUCGGACCUAAAGGACGAAAUGUUAUUCUUUCUGAAUCUGGAAACCUUAAAGUGAUUAAUGAUGGCGUUACAAUUGCUCGAUCCAUUGAGCUUUCAGAUGCAAUUGAGAAUGCAGGUGCCAUCCUAAUUCAAGAGGUUGCUAGUAGAAUGAACGAGUUGGCUGGUGAUGGUACUAGCACUGCAAUCAUUCUGGCUCGUGCCAUGAUUAAAGCUGGACUAUUAGCAGUUGCUUUUGGAGCUAAUCCUAUUUCUUUGAAGAAGGGGAUGGAUAAGACUGUAAAGGAGUUGGUCAAGCUCUUGAAGGAGAGAAGUGUUCCUGUUCAAGGAAGGGAGCAUAUUAAAGCUGUAGCAUCAAUUUCUGCUGGAAAUGAUGAGUAUGUUGGUGACUUGAUUGCUGAUGCUAUGGGAAAGAUUGGUCCAGAUGGGGUGAUCACUAUUGAGUCUUCCUCAACAUCUGAAACCUCUGUGAUAAUUGAAGAAGGGAUGAAGAUUGAUAAGGGUUACAUGUCUCCUCACUUCAUUACAAACCAGGAGAAGUCCAUUGUAGAGUUUGAUUGGGCUAAAGUUUUGGUAACUGAUCAAAAGAUUUCAAGUGUCAAAGAAAUAGUCCCAUUGCUAGAAAAAGCCAUGCAGUUGAGUGUCCCACUCUUAAUUAUUGCAGAGGAUAUCACAAGGCAAGUUCUGGAAACAUUAGUAGUGAACAAAAUGCAAGGAUUACUAAGAGUUGCAGUGGUAAAAUGUCCAGGAUUUGGAGGUGGAAAGAAAGCUUUGUUACAAGAUAUUGCACUUAUGACUGGUGCUGAUUUUCUUUCUGGAGACUUGGGUCUCACGCUUGAUGGUGCAACAUCAGACCAGCUUGGUACUGCACUGAAAGUGACAAUAACCAGUAAUGCAACAACUAUCAUUGCUGAUCCCAGUACUAAGGCUGAAAUUCAGGCGAGAAUUUCACAGAUAAAGAAGGAUAUUAGUGAAACAGAUAAUGCAAACCUGUCAAGAAAGCUCUCAGAGAGAAUUGGAAAACUCUUGGGUGGUGUAGCUGUUAUAAAGGUAGGUGCACAUACUGAGCUAGAAUUUGAAGAUAGAAAACUUAGAAUUGAGGAUGCAAAGAAUGCAACAUUUGCUGCCAUAAGUGAGGGAAUUGUUCCAGGAGGGGGUGCUACAUAUGUCCACAUGUUGGACUUGAUACCAACAAUAAGGAACUCCAUGGAAGAUCUAGAUGAGCAAAUUGGUGCUGAUAUCAUAGCAAAUGCACUCAUUGAACCUGCAAAAUCAAUUGCAACUAAUGCAGGAUUUGAUGGAGACAUUGUUGUCCAAAAGACUAGAACUCAUGAUUGGAGAACAGGAUAUAAUGCAAUGACGGGCAUAUACGAAGAUCUUUUGAAUGCUGGAGUAGCAGAUCCUUGUCGUGUUGCAAGAUGCGCUCUUCAGAAUGCAGUUUCUGUUGCUGGUCUGGUUCUAACUACUCAAGCUAUAUUGGUGGAUAAAAUAAAGAAACCCAAGCCACCUGUGCCCAUGGUUCCAGGCAUAACGCCCUAA
Messenger RNA from Sphenostylis stenocarpa, 1767 nucleotides. NCBI's taxonomy places the organism in Eukaryota, Viridiplantae, Streptophyta, Magnoliopsida, Fabales, Fabaceae. The record is from the annotation of a GenBank genome assembly.